UUGAAAAGUCUCGAACGCGGCAGAGCUACGACCAUAAUUAUUUUCCGUUAUCCGAGCCCGAGGAAUAGCCACCGUAGAAUGCACCAACCUGGUCAUAGACCAUUGCCCAGUGCCAGGCUGAGGGGGCGAGAUCCCGCCCGAUGUAGGACCCGAAAGUCUUCAGUUUCCCCAGCCAGAGGAGCCUAUCACCUGCCCGCCCUUCUACUUGUCCUUCUCAUCAUUAUCCAGUGCUUUGAACCUCAUAUGUGUCGGGAAUUGAUGAGGCAUCCAAGCGACAAGCAUUCCAAGGACCAGCCAAUGUCGACUACUGUCGGUGGGCGAGCUGGCCAUGAGGUGACAUUGCCCCAGGCGGAGGAGCACAAACGGGCGGCGGACAGGUCGGCACCCAACCAGCCGGAGGAGAUUUUUAGCGCUCCGGCCGACGACAGUGGCCUCAGCUACGACGAGUAUCCGAUGGUUGUGCCGAAAAGAGCUGCCUUACUUCUGGAUCGUUUAAUGGUGGCCCUUCAUCAUGCCCUGGAACAAGAACGAGCUGGUCACAGAAUCGGUGACUUCUAUGCGGACAAAAGUAAUCUCAACGAGAAAUUGGGAGAACCACAGAACGGACUAGUACAACAGCAGGCCGGAGAAGAUGGAAUGUAUACCGAAGAUGAUCCCAGCGUAUUUGUGGAUUAUGAUUUCAAAGACGUUAAUCAGAUCAAUCGCGCCACCGGCGAAACAUUAAUGGCAAAGAGCUUUCAGAGAAGAGCCGGUGCGGAAUUGGCCGGAGAAGAUCGAUCUGGAACGUCCAGCUUAUCCGGUGGUUCCCCAGCUGGUGCACGGCGACUCCAUCCAUCUGGAUCCGGCGGUGGUCGUAUGUACUGGCGUUGCUAUUUCAAUGCCGUCAGCUGCUUUUGAAAACCGAAAAACUGAUAAUUCGCGUCUGGAGUUGGUUUUAAACUAAUAGCAUCCCCUCAACCCAUCUCCAAUAGUAUUAGUUCCGAAACGGUUUUGUUCUUCAUUUGGUGGCUGCUGUGAGAGUUGUUCGCGCAAUUAACUGAAAUCUCCAAAAAUUCUGUUAUCUGUAGUCGUAUCUGUAUCUAGUAUCUGUAUUUGUAUUUGUGACUCUAUCUGUAGCAACUGUAUCUGUGCAUUUGUAACUCACUGUGAACUUGCGUUAUAAAUAAAACACAAACGAUAAAUCCA
Drosophila ananassae is the source of this 1185-nucleotide messenger RNA. RefSeq lists its product as uncharacterized. Lineage: Eukaryota; Metazoa; Arthropoda; Insecta; Diptera; Drosophilidae. The record is from RefSeq and is a predicted model, not a curated record. Bases 79 to 897 code for a protein of 272 amino acids. The transcript is spliced from 4 exons.